Molecule: messenger RNA, 1227 nt
Organism: Phlebotomus papatasi
Lineage: Eukaryota; Metazoa; Arthropoda; Insecta; Diptera; Psychodidae
Product: lipase 3-like
Exons: 3
Coding region: 1-1227 (408 amino acids)
Biological process (GO): lipid metabolic process
Molecular function (GO): hydrolase activity, acting on ester bonds
Source: RefSeq, a predicted model, not a curated record
AUGUUGCACUUGUUGUAUUUUAUUAAUUUUCAACAAAUCUUUUGUCACGAAAUAAAUUCCGAGCCAAUCUACUAUGACACCCUAGGCUUGUUUCCCACAGUGACAGAAAUGAUCAUUGAGCAUGGAUAUCCUGUGGAAACUCAUGAAGUUCAAACAAUGGACGGAUAUCUACUGAAUAUGCAUCGUAUACCGAAUGGAAUAAAUAGAACAACAGAAUUUACUACCCAUAAACCUGUUGCAUUUCUUCAACAUGGCCUUCUCAGUUCAUCUGAGGACUGGGUAGUUCUGGGACCUGAACGAGCUUUGGCAUAUCUCCUAGCCGAUGAAGGAUAUGACGUAUGGAUGGGAAAUGCAAGAGGCAAUACACAUUCCAGGCGUCAUGUAAGCCUCAGUCCUGAAUCUGAAGACUUUUGGAAUUUUAGUUGGCACGAGAUAGCAAUGUUUGAUCUACCUGCAAUGAUUGAUUACGUCUUGAAGCAUACUGGACAGAAGAAAUUGCAUUACAUUGGGUUUUCUCAAGGAACAACUUGUCUGCUCGUAAUGCUUUCUUUAAAACCGAAGUACAACAAUGUCAUUAUAACUGCUCAUGCUUUAGCGCCAGUAGCCUACAUGAGCAAUCUCCGUAGUCCUCUUAUUCGAGCUUUUGCACCUUUCAUAAGCCCAUCGAAUAACCUUGAGUAUCUUCUAGGAACCAAUGAAUUUACUCCAAGCAAUCUUCUAAUGCAAUUAGGCGGGCAUUUACUCUGCAAAGCUACAUCCCCAUUUCAGGAAGUUUGUGCCAAUGUCAUUUUCCUUAUAGGUGGUUUUGAUUCCGAACAGUUAAAUCGGACCCUACUUCCUACCAUUUUAACAUAUACCCCUGCCGGAGCUUCAACUAAACAAUUAAUUCACUACGGACAACUGUACAAUUCUGGAUAUUUUCGGCAAUACGAUUAUGGUACUUCCAGAAAUUCGGUAAAGUACAGAAAGCAAACUCCUCCGAUUUAUCCUCUGCGCAGUAUCACUGCCCCAAUUGCCCUAUAUUACAGUGAAAAUGAUUGGUUGGCUACUAUCGCUGAUGUUAAAAAAUUGCGAGUUAAAUUGAAAAAUGUGAUAGGAAAAUAUCUAGUGCCUCUGCCUAAAUUCAAUCAUCUCGAUUUCAUAUGGGCGAAAGAUGCCCGUUCGUUACUUUACAACAAGGUUUUGCAUAUAAUGAAUUCGGCCAUUGAUAAAUUUCACGAAUAUUAA